GCUGUGGAGAUGUCUCGCAAGAGCCCUUUUGCCUCCUGGCUUUGUGCUAUGCUCCACUGCUUUGGAAGCUACAUACUUGCUGAUCUGUUGCUUGGAGAAUCACCUAUUGAUUACUUCAGUAAUAACUCCAGUGUCAUCCUGGCCACAGCAGUCUGGUAUUUGAUAUUCUUCUGUCCCAUGAACCUCUUCUACAAGUGUGUCAGCUUUCUGCCAGUGAAGCUCAUCUUUGUGGCAAUGAAGGAGGUGGUCAGAGUUCGCAAGAUUGCAGCUGGGGUCCACCACGCUCACCACCACUACCACCAUGGCUGGUUCAUCAUGAUGGCUAUUGGAUGGGUCAAAGGUUCUGGUGUUGCUUUGAUGUCUAACUUUGAGCAACUGCUCCGUGGGGUCUGGAAGCCAGAAACAAAUGAAAUCCUUCGUAUGUCCUUUCCUACAAAGGCUAGUCUGUAUGGCACAGUCCUCUUCACUCUGCAACAGACUCACUGGCUCCCAAUCUCUGAAGCCAACCUCAUCUUCUUUUUCACCAUGUUCAUGAUAGUUUGCAAGGUUUUCAUGACGGCAACUCACUCUCACGCCUCACCUUUUGCUCCGGUGGAAAGCUUCAUCUGCCCGGUUUUCUUUGGCUCCAUCUCCAGUGGACACACCAGUCACCAUCACGACCAUCACGGGGCCUCCCAUGAGGUUUCCCAUCCUCCGCCACCUCCUGCCAAGUCAAAAGAAGAGCUAAAUGAAGGCACAAGGAAACGGAAAGUAAAAAAAGCUGAAUAAAAAAGCAACCACACAGUAAAUAGGCCAGGAAAAUUCUUCCAGAACUGAGUCUCAAAACCACCUGUGACCUCCUUUAUCCUCCUCAGACUCCAGGAGAGGUGGAAGCCAGGAUACUGCCAGGCAGGUCCCUGAAUGUCAUUUGUGCUCUC
Molecule: messenger RNA, 917 nt
Organism: Nestor notabilis (Kea)
Lineage: Eukaryota; Metazoa; Chordata; Aves; Psittaciformes; Psittacidae
Gene: TMEM38A
Product: transmembrane protein 38A
Exons: 5
Coding region: 10-768 (252 amino acids)
Biological process (GO): potassium ion transmembrane transport
Cellular component (GO): membrane
Molecular function (GO): identical protein binding; potassium channel activity
Source: RefSeq, a predicted model, not a curated record